Letharia columbiana is the source of this 930-nucleotide messenger RNA. RefSeq lists its product as uncharacterized. The coding region runs from base 1 to 930 and encodes 309 amino acids. The transcript is spliced from 3 exons. The record is from RefSeq and is a predicted model, not a curated record. Lineage: Eukaryota; Fungi; Ascomycota; Lecanoromycetes; Lecanorales; Parmeliaceae.
AUGAACACAAUCGUCCUCGGUACCCCUCGCGGAAACGUUACUAAACGCUUCAGGCACGUACACCCCUUUUGCCCGCCUCUUAGAGCCCCUACUGACGCCCCCAGCCCACCCAGCUACACCGCGCGUUACCCAUAUACCAUCCUACUCAUAAACGCGUUGGAAGGCCCUCAAAAAGAGCCCGAACGGAUUCAUAGCCAUCGUCCUCCCCUACAUACUCCUCCCAAGCCAGCGAUACUCGACCAGCCGCUCAUCACUCAGUCAUCCACUCAGUCAGCCACUCAGCUAGCCACUCAGUCUGAUACUCUACAAGAGGAGGAGCAAGAGGAGGAACUACAACAGGCAAAUGUGGAGAACACUGCGGAGAAACCAAGCGGCAACAAGGCCACCAUCGUCAAAAACACGGCUCAGCUCUCCAAGAUCCCACACCAAUCCACUCAGCCAGGGCAAGAGAAGUCACGACAGCAGGCAAAUGCGGAGAACACUGCGGAGAAAUCAAGCGGUAACAAGGCCACCAUCGUCAAGAACACGGCUCAGCUCUCCAAGAUCCCACGUCAUAUCAGUCAUCCACUCAGCCACCAUCGUCAAGAACACGGCUUAGCUCUCCAAGAUCCCACGUCAUAUCAGUCAUCCACUCAGUCAGCCACUCAGCUAGCCACUCAGUCUAAUACUCUACAAGAGGAGGAGCAAGAGGAGGAACUACAACAGGCAAAUGUGGAGAACACUGCGGAGAAACCAAGCGGCAACAAGGCCACCAUCGUCAAAAACACGGCUCAGCUCUCCAAGAUCCCACACCAAUCCACUCAGCCAGGGCAAGAGAAGUCACGACAGCAGGCGAAUGCGGAGAACACUGCGGAGAACACUGCGGAGAUAGUCAUCAGCAGCAGUGACACAAUAGGCCUACUCUCCACGGUCUCACACCAAUCCACUUAG